GAAGCCGAACAAGAACACAUUGUUCAGCCGUCGGCUCGUUUACAGGCUACAGCCCUACCUACCUGAAACCCUCCCGGUUUCACCCGAAACCAUCGCCUUCGUGAACGCGCUCGCGAUUAGAGUUAGCUGGGAAGGCAACGAACCAGCAACGACGAGAUCGCGGCGUACAGAGAUCACCGAAACUCCCAUCUCUUCGCUCGGCUCCUAGCAGAAACCAUCGAGAAAGGUGGUGAUGAUAGUUGUGCUCUGAGGUUGGACGGUUAGUUUAAGAAGGAUGGUGCUGGUUCUAGCGCUUGGUGAUCUCCACAUCCCUCUCAGGGCAUCGGAUUUGCCGUCAAAGUUCAAGUCCAUGCUUGUUCCUGGGAAGAUCCAGCACAUCUUGUGCACUGGUAAUCUAUGUAUCAAGGAGGUCCAUGACUACCUGAAAAGCCUUUGCCCUGAUUUGCAUGUUUCACGAGGUGAAUAUGAUGAGGAUGCUCGUUACCCAGAGACCAAGACUCUAACAAUUGGCCAGUUCAAGCUUGGGCUAUGUCACGGCCACCAGGUCAUUCCAUGGGGUGAUUUGGAUUCUUUGGCAAUGCUCCAAAGGCAGCUAGACGUCGACAUACUCGUCACCGGUCACACCCACCAAUUCAAGGCCUAUAAACAUGAGGGCGGUGUUGUCAUCAACCCGGGUUCCGCAACCGGUGCAUACAGCAGCAUUACUUACGAGGUUAACCCCAGCUUCGUGCUCAUGGAUAUCGACGGACUUCGCGUUGUAGUCUAUGUUUAUGAGCUCAUCGACGGAGAAGUGAAGGUCGACAAGAUCGACUUCAAGAAAACUGCUACCACCCAAUCUGCUCCCUGAAUCUCGGUUUGGUGUUAUUGUGAUUUUAUUUGAUGAGAUGGAAGGUAAAACAAAA
Messenger RNA from Phalaenopsis equestris, 902 nucleotides. RefSeq names its product vacuolar protein sorting-associated protein 29. The transcript is spliced from 4 exons. Gene Ontology annotation, cellular component: retromer complex; endosome. Bases 275 to 847 code for a protein of 190 amino acids. NCBI's taxonomy places the organism in Eukaryota, Viridiplantae, Streptophyta, Magnoliopsida, Asparagales, Orchidaceae. The record is from RefSeq and is a predicted model, not a curated record. Gene Ontology annotation, biological process: retrograde transport, endosome to Golgi; intracellular protein transport.